UCGAGGUUUAUGGGAGGUUCAGCCAUUCCGUGACUAGGCUCUGUGCCAUGCGUGUCUGUCAGCCACCGAGGAAGCGCUACUCUGGAGGGAAGCCGCUGGGUGUUUGGUGUCCAGUGAAAGGCUAUGAGAGGCAACGUGGUGUGUACACGAGGCGCCUCAAGACGGUCGUGGGGUCCCUGGUGGUGGUGAUGGUGGUGACGGUUCUCAUGUACACCCCCGCCACGCACACAGCCUUCACGUACACGACCGCGCAGCUAAGCGGGGAGGUAGCGGGCGAUGGUGACAGUGACGGUAUGCAGACGGAACCUUCGUGCACGCCUUCCAAUCACCUGUUUUUCCUCAAGACCCACAAGUGUGCCUCUUCCACCGUCCAGAACAUUCUCUUCCGGUACGGCUACUCCCGGAACCUCACCUUCGCCUUGCCCAGAAGUGGAAAUUACCUGGGCCACCCCAAAUACUUCAAGGUGGGUCACUAGCAAGGCUCUGGUCACGUGCUGGACUCGCUAACCUGCCCCCCAGCCACCCUUCUAAC
Molecule: messenger RNA, 532 nt
Organism: Eriocheir sinensis (Chinese mitten crab)
Lineage: Eukaryota; Metazoa; Arthropoda; Malacostraca; Decapoda; Varunidae
Product: galactosylceramide sulfotransferase-like
Exons: 4
Coding region: 48-476 (142 amino acids)
Biological process (GO): glycolipid biosynthetic process
Cellular component (GO): membrane
Molecular function (GO): galactosylceramide sulfotransferase activity
Source: RefSeq, a predicted model, not a curated record